UGUUUGCGCGAUUCAAAAGGUGAGGCCCCGCCCACUGCGUGUUAGGUCUGUUUCGUUUCUUCGAUCGUCAGUCGUUCUUCUGUAAAUAAAGCUCUAAUGAUGGGAGCUUCUAAUGGCAAACCUCUGAAAUGUCCUCUGUGUCAUGAGGACUGUCGGGAUCAGGUGACGCUGGGAUGCCGCCACAGCUUCUGUAAGGCUUGUAUCAGGGAGUUAUGGAGCGGAUCCGACACCGGACCGUAUUACUGUCCCGAGUGCAGGUUCGAGUACCAGCAGCUGCCAGACUACACGGACGGAGCGUCGACAUCUACAGCCAGACCAAACAUAAAUUGGUCCUUUGGAAAGAAGUAUCAUAGCCGACACUCGAAGAAAUGGCAUGGGAAGAGGAAGUUCAGUUCGGCAUUCGAUGGGGGUGGAUGGAGACUGGGCACAGCACCAUUUAAUGACACCGUCCGUGGCCCCGAUGUAAUCAACAUCAAUGAUUCUGAUGAAGAAACAUCAGUACCACAGAAAAGAAGGGCCCCAGCAGAUGAACGCCCAUUUGAAAGCCAGUCUCCAUCAAUGGUUUGGGGGACGACCUCUACGAGUGACACAUCAACACAACGCAGUGAACAACACACACCUCCAGAAUCAGAGGAGAUCGAAUCUCCUCAUGCAGAAUCAUCUCCUGAGAGGAACACGAGUUCCUCUCAGCAAGACCAGCAUACUGUAGAUUCCUACGGUGACACAGGCUCACCCAGGACAAGCAGCACACCUCAGGGAGAGAAAGCUCCCUCAAAAGAGCCACCAGCCACCUCUUCCAAAGCCAGUGACUUACCAGCAGUCAACGCCACCUCUCAAUCGCUUGGAAGGCGGGGAAAAGUCAGUGCUUCUAACAGUGAAGAGUCCCUUGGGAUCUCCUCCAUAUCAUCAGAGAGACUUUCCAGGAGCAGCUCUGUGCCCUGCCAUUACUGUCCCAGUUCAGAACAGAAGGUGGCGGUAAAGACCUGUCUGGUUUGCGGGGCCUCCAUGUGCUCCGAACACCUGCGUGCGCACCUGGAGAAGCCGGUGUUCCAGAACCACCCGCUCGUGAACGCUGUGGAGGAUGUGUCUCUCUGGAGAUGCCAAGAGCACCAGGAGAUGAACCGGAUCUACUGUCGAUCAUGUGCAGUGUGUGUUUGUACCGUUUGUUCCCUGGUUGGGUCGCACAAGGGGCACGAGUGCAUCAGCAUCCGCGAGGCCGAGCAGGAGCUCAGAGGUUCACUAAAGGAUGAGAUGCAAAAAAUACAAAAAACAGAAAAGUCCAUUCAGGAAAAACUCUCUGAGCUCAGUGAGAAAAAACGUGGUGUCCAGGUAAGUACGGGACUGGAGGACGCGCGGGCGGCUGUUUUGCAGCAGUAUCAGGUCAUGCGGGAGGCUCUGGAGCAAGAGGAGGGGCAGGCAUUACGCUGUGUAGCCCAGGAAGAGCACAGGGUGCUGGGAAGCAUUGAAAAGCAGCUGGACGCAUUACAGGGCACCUUGACAUCUAGCCAGACUGUAUUAAACACCUUGCAGGGAAUGACCAAUGCUGAAGGGACGUCACAGUACCAGGACCAGGCCUUCAUCAUGGAAUACAGCAAAAUAGCAGGACAACUGACUGCGCUGCCCGACCCUGUGCAAAACCUCCAGCCUCCUCAGGAGAUAAACCAAGACCGACUGGACUGUCUUCAUGACUGGACCGAGAGGAGACUGGAGACUGUGCUCAUAUCACUGCCUCACCGAGACCCUUUCAGACUGCUGUAUGGGAUAAGCCCAACUCUGGAUCCUGAUACUGCCCAUCCAAAGCUGCUGCUGUCUGAUGAAAACCGGACGGUGCAGUACAGCGAGACCCAGCAGGACUACACCGAGCAGGAGACGCGCUUCAACAUUUUCCCCCAGGUGCUGGGCUCUCAUGCCAUAGACGGGGGCUGCUGCUACUGGGAAGUGGCGGUCUCUCUGGAUGAGGGCCGCUGGAAGGUGGGCGUCUGUGAUGGACAGAUAGGCAGAAAGGGGCAAAAGGACGCCUGCCGUAUUGGCUUCUACCCCAAUUCUUGGUGUCUAAUUUAUGAGAAGGGAAAGGUGGAAGCUCUACACGAUAAAGUGGCUUCACCUGUGUGUGCCGCUGAACUUUGUAAGGUCGGAGUGCUGCUGGAUUUUAAUGAAGGUCGCUUGUCUUUUUAUAGCGUGGCCAGGGAAGGAGCUCUUUCUUUGCUGUACAGUUUCGAGCAGAAGUUCACUGAGCCCUUGUAUCCGGCGCUGGCUGUUUCUAAAACUCAGCUCAGCGUCUGCGAUAUAUUUACAAAGACCACGGCAGACUAGAUUGUUUGCGCUUUUAUGACACUUUUUAUUAUAUUAAAGGCAUAGUUCAACCAAAAAUGAAAAUUAUCCCAUGAUUUACUCACCCUCAAGCUAUCCUAUGAGGUAUAUCUUCUUUCAGACGAACACAAUCGGAAAUAUAUUAAAAAAA
This is a messenger RNA of Megalobrama amblycephala (Wuchang bream), 2461 nucleotides long. RefSeq names its product E3 ubiquitin/ISG15 ligase TRIM25. The transcript is spliced from 7 exons. NCBI's taxonomy places the organism in Eukaryota, Metazoa, Chordata, Actinopteri, Cypriniformes, Xenocyprididae. The record is from RefSeq and is a predicted model, not a curated record. Gene Ontology annotation, molecular function: zinc ion binding; protein binding. The coding region runs from base 97 to 2313 and encodes 738 amino acids.